AUGUCACGUCCCAGAAGAUCAAGGAAUUUACUUGUACCAAUUGGCAUUUCUGUUACGGCUGCUGUAGUUGGUUUGGGGCUCUACUUCUGGCAACAAAACUCCUCCCCAGCUUCCUCCUCCAGUGGCCCAGUGCCGCAAGAUCAAGAAUUGUCAGAUCAUACUAGAGCGGGUGAAGAAGACGGACUAGACCAAUCGCAAGCAAAGCAACGGCCAAAUCCUACCGGUUCAGGCAACAAGAGAACUGUCGUUGUAGUAGUCCGAGAGGGCGCCCCAGGACUUCUCUGGAAUAUACCAACCCCACUCAAUCUCAAAACCACAAACGUUUUUAUCCUGGUCCACUCUCCACAAUCUGGUGGUAAACCGGAAAACGCGUACAAAGUUAUAGGAAACAUAUUUCCGGCGGACUAUCCUCGAGAAUAUGUUUUGCCGUAUACGAUUGAUGGGGCGCUCCUGCCAUUAAUACGACAUCUGGCACCAGAGGUGGUAUAUAUGGACGAAUCCCUCGUUGGAGAAGAUGCUGCGUCAGUAACAGGGCUAUUGGAGGGCAAUUGGGUGGGGGCGGUCGUCGUUGCUACGGGAGACCGCUCAGGGAGCAGUGAAUGGCGUCAAAACGUCCAAAGAUUUGGAAGGCGAUGUGCGGUCGUCGACAGGAGCGGUAUCAGGGGAGACUGGGCCGGAAGAGUAGGUUAA
This is a messenger RNA of Morchella importuna, 690 nucleotides long. RefSeq lists its product as uncharacterized. Lineage: Eukaryota; Fungi; Ascomycota; Pezizomycetes; Pezizales; Morchellaceae. The record is from RefSeq and is a predicted model, not a curated record. Bases 1 to 690 code for a protein of 229 amino acids. The transcript has a single exon.